AGUAAUUUAAUGACAUUCCAUCACUUUUCGUAUGCUUAUUGAAAUUUUAAUAAUUUCUAUUAAAAAUAAAUAUUUAGAUAAGAUUCGUAAUUCUAUUGGGUAUUACUUUAUUAAGCAUUUAUCUCGUAAUUUAAAAAUAAUAGAAUAGUACAAAAUUGGCAUAGGUGAAAAUUUAACCUAACUUCUUAAUCUUAUUUUAAUAGCAAGUCAAAAUGAGCGCUUGUAAUGUAGAAGUUAUAAAAUUAAUCGGAAAGUAUUUGAAUACCCCUGUGGGGCCCGUUUGCUAUAACACUGAUAGGGUAUUGACAACAGUAUUGGAUAAGCAAAACGUAGAUGGUUUUGCUAGUAUUGUGUUAAGAUUGGUAUCGAAAAAUGAAAAUAAAAUGUCACAAGAUAAAUUAUUAGCAAGUUAUCAAUGGCUAGAACACAUAGCCAUGUUUUCCAACCAAGCUAUAACUAAUCCUAUUUUUGCUAAGAAUUUUUUACAGGAUAUUAAUAAGGCCUUAGAAAAGAGCACAUAUCUAACUGGUGAUUUUUUAAAUAUAACAGAUAUUGCAGCUUACUAUGUAUUAUAUCCUUUGAUUGAACGUCUUACUAUUUCUGAACGUGAAUCAUUGCUUCAUCUGUGUAGGUGGUCAAAACAUAUACAAGCUCAACCCAAAGUGUGCGCGAGCAAGCCACCUCUACAUCUCAAUACUUUAACAUUGUCGGUACUAGCUCCUACUGUAGUACAUUAAUUUUAUUAUAUAUACUGACAUGUGAAAUAUUACUAUUGUAUUAAAAAUUUACUCAAACAAUA
Messenger RNA from Galleria mellonella (greater wax moth), 799 nucleotides. RefSeq names its product eukaryotic translation elongation factor 1 epsilon-1 (gene AIMP3). Gene Ontology annotation, biological process: positive regulation of DNA damage response, signal transduction by p53 class mediator. The transcript is spliced from 4 exons. Gene Ontology annotation, cellular component: aminoacyl-tRNA synthetase multienzyme complex; nucleus; cytoplasm. The record is from RefSeq and is a predicted model, not a curated record. Bases 213 to 737 code for a protein of 174 amino acids. Lineage: Eukaryota; Metazoa; Arthropoda; Insecta; Lepidoptera; Pyralidae.